CCAACGAUCAGCAGAACGGCUCUCCGCAGUGAUCAGUUCAGGUCAUGGUUUUUAUAAAUAACAGAGAUGAGUAUUUACCAUUCCUGAAAGCGCCAGGAGUAAGAAUGCAAACUCCUUUGGUUAACAACGUGACGACGACCACUACGACACUAAAUCGAGACGUUGCCGCACAGGUGCAACAGCAGCAGCAACAACAACAACAACAACAACAACAACAGCAGCAGCAGCAGCAGCUUGGCAACUUCAAUAAUAACAACACGACCACAAACAAUAACAACAAUAACACCCUCAUCAAUAACAACAGCAUCAGUGUGAGCGGGUCCUGCGGGACACUGAAUGUUAGCAACAACAUCAACAAUAAUAACAGCAUCAACAACAAUGGUCAGCCGCAGGUUGCCCGGGCAUUGCUUAUCUGUCGUCCAAAUUCGCAUCCGUUUAACAACCGAACACUUUACCUUGAGCCGGGUGCCCAAGCUAAGGUAGGACGGUCGGUGGCGAGAAUUCGCGUGUCGGAAAACAAUGCUAUCUUCGACUGUAAGGUGCUAUCCCGGAAUCAUGCCGUGCUGUGGUACAAAGAAGGUCGUUUCUUCAUCAAGGAUACGGGAAGCAGUAAUGGCACGUUCAUCAACAACUUUCGCCUCAGCCAGACGUGCUCCGAGUCGGAACCGUACGAAAUCAGCUCCGGCGAUAUCGUGCAGUUCGGCGUGGACGUUAUGGAGAAUACGCGGCGCGAAACGCACGGUUGUAUUACGGCCACGCUCAAGCUUUUCCUGCCGGACGGACGGGAAACGAAGGCAAGCCAGAAGGUGGGCAUCGGUGGGCAGAGCGCCAUCAUACCGCCGGUCGAUCUGUACCGAUUAAAUCAGUACAUCCAGGAGGCGAAUCAGCGGGAGCAGAUACUCGAGACGAAGCUGAUUAGCCUCCAGAAGAUGGUCGAAGCGACAAAGCAAAAUUCCUUCCUCGGCUGGCAGGCAAUGGUCGAUGAGGAUCGAUUGCUCAGCCGUAUCGAUAUGCUGGAAAAGAAGCUACAGUACUGCCAGAAGAACAUCACCGAGGAUAAGCUCCACGAGGAGCUGAUGAAGCUGGUACACGAAAAGGAAGAGUAUCAGAACGCGGCCAAAGAGGCUAUGUACAAACUGCACCAGGAGCGGCACGAAGCAGUGCACAAGCAGAUUUCGCUCGAGAAGGCACUGUGCACCAGUGAGGACGAAUGUUCGCUGUUGCGGGAGCAGCUCAACAAAACGAAACAACAGCUGCAGGAAAUGACCAUCUGCAUGGAUACGCUGAAGAACCAGUAUGAUGAGAAGGUCGCUUCGAGUGAGGAGCAGCUGAAAGCGAAAGAGUCCGAAAUUACGAGCCUCACGCACAAGCUGGAUCACUUUGUUGAUGUUUAUGCUAUUGGAUCCUCUGAUGAUGAACAGCAGCAACAACACCAGAUAAACAGCUCGGCCAUGUCAAACUGGCUGAAAAACUCAGAUAUUAAGAAAUUGGAAGGAUCUGAAGACAUAAUUAAGGCCAUUUGUAAUGAUACUGAAAAUGAGAUUACCAGUAGUGAUUACACGGAAGGACUGAAAAAGCUUCAACGACGCAUCAAUACGUUUGAAAAAAAUUUCACCCUGUUGUUCGGAGCAGAUCUGAAGUCGGAAAAUGAAGCAGACGAUUUAGAUAACGAUGCAACGGAACCAAUCGUGUUGACGGGCGCAGCUAAUCCAACAACGGCAACCGUCGGUGUUGCACAAUCCAAAAUCGAUGACCUGGUCGGGGACGCUAGCUCUGCACAAGGAGACGAAAAUGGACCACCAACGCUGCAAGUAGAAUGCGAUGGCAAUCAGAACGAUGUAAACAGCACCACGACGACGACGACGACGACCAUGCACCGUAACGGUGGUGGAGAUGGUAGCGAAGACAACGGAACUAUCCCGACGGAAGCGCACGUUGAUCAGGAUUCUCAACAACAAGCGUCGGAAGGAGAUGGCGCAACGAUACCGGCUUCUGUUGCUGCCCCACCGUACGGUCAAGGAGCGGCGGAUCAGAUGAAUAAAAACAUGCUGAAGCGUAAUCUCCGAUUGAUCAAGAACGACUGUACGACACUGCUGCGACAAGUCGAGCGUACGGUAGCACAGAAGCAAUCGGAACAGAUUAUCCAGAAAACGAAGUACGAUGAGCUGGAGACGGAGCUGUUGGCAUUUAAGGCGGAACUCGAAAGCCGACCGAAGCAGGACGAGCUGGACGAGAAGCAGCAGCUGUGUGAUAGUCUCACCGAAAGUCUUUCGCAUCUACGACACGAGGUGGACGAGCUGCGUACGCUGAACGAUCGCUGUCAACUCGAGAUGGAGCGCAUGGAGGUUGAGCUGCUGAAGCAGAAAAACAUCGAAAACGAAAAGAUAAGUGCAAUGGCAGCGGCAGCAGUAGCUCACGAGUCCUCGGAGAACGUAUCGAUUAUGGUUAAGGAAGAACAUGAAUCCAGCCCGAAUGAGAAGGAAAAGGAGCGGUCGACAGAAACGGAAUCGACGGUCAAGGAUGAUGCUGAGGCCGAAAGUCCACAUGCACGGCAGCAGGAGUUGUUGAUGAUGCCGACGACGUUGUUGGUUGUGACGGACAAUGCUCCGAUGGCGGAAAUGCCCUCGCCGGUUCUAAUACCCACCGUGCCGAUGGUGGACGUGGAAACGCAAACCGAUGUACUUCCGGAUGUGCCUACCGUGGUGCAGUCGUCCGCGUGCAUGCCAGUACCAGUUCUACCUCUAGCCGUAACCGUUACAUCCAGCACCGAUACGAGCGAUGGUGGCGAUAUGUCGAUCUGCUCGAAUCUGGAGGAUCUGGAUAAUGAUGACGAUGACGAUGAAAAGACGGAAACCAUCGAAACGACCGCAAUUUAUAGUGCACAACAUCAUGCGCUGGACAUGUUGCGAAACACAAUCGACGCACUACCGAGCGGUGUUAGUAACGUGGAGGACGAUGGCCAACUCUGUGACGGUAGCAGUAGUAAAAAUGGCGGAACGACUUUCCUGAAUACUGUGGACGAUGCCACCGGUAAUGGAGCGAUCCUGUCCGGGACGACGACAGUCGCCAAUAAUGCCAUCGACUACGAGCUGGCCAUGAUCAACCAUCCGGAUGUGCAGCGUGAGGAGGAACUGGUUGCCUUUAAGGAAAAGUACUCCCAUCUGAGCGAGGAAAACGUGAGGCUCAAUCAGAAACUACAACAGCUGACGAACGAUAUGAGUCAAUCGCGACAGUGGUUCGCACUGCAGAUCGCUGCCUGCAUCGUUCCGGUGGUGGCCAUCUUCUUCUACAUGCUGACAGGUACACGCUCGUAA
Anopheles maculipalpis is the source of this 3314-nucleotide messenger RNA. RefSeq names its product sarcolemmal membrane-associated protein (gene Slmap). The transcript has 10 exons. Gene Ontology annotation, molecular function: protein binding. The record is from RefSeq and is a predicted model, not a curated record. The coding region runs from base 45 to 3314 and encodes 1089 amino acids. NCBI's taxonomy places the organism in Eukaryota, Metazoa, Arthropoda, Insecta, Diptera, Culicidae.